Molecule: messenger RNA, 3868 nt
Organism: Boleophthalmus pectinirostris (great blue-spotted mudskipper)
Lineage: Eukaryota; Metazoa; Chordata; Actinopteri; Gobiiformes; Gobiidae
Gene: pskh1
Product: protein serine kinase H1
Exons: 5
Coding region: 960-2249 (429 amino acids)
Biological process (GO): protein phosphorylation
Molecular function (GO): protein kinase activity; ATP binding
Source: RefSeq, a predicted model, not a curated record
GGUCCUGACUCCUGUCCGAAAAACACCGACCAGAAAAGCACUGACGGGGGCAACUUUACAUGUUUAUGUCGCUUGAUAUCAUUUACAUUACCUUGAGCUAAUCGGAAAUCCUUAAACUAGCGAAAGACGCGUUAUAUAAAGACAUCUCUGAUCUGGAAGUAGUUUUUGUAGUAAAAAGUUGUGCAAGUCCGAGAUGAAAAUGGAGAGCCCAGCUGAGUGAGAGUGGGGUGAGGAGGCUGGGUUUGGCACAGUUUGGGAGUCCUGCCCUGCUGCUAACAGGCUAGUUAGCACACACAAACAAACUUCUUUCUCAUGGAUGAGUAAAAAGAAAUGAGAUUAUGGAAGUGAUAUCUAUACUCAAAGCUGUCCAAUAUGGCCUCAGCAUGUUCCCUCAGAGUAACUUCACAUUCUCCUCCAUUAUCAAGCUGCUCUCCGCCUCUCUCCAGACUGGUGUUCUCCAGAGGCCUCUUUCAUCUGCGACUGCUGACUCUGCACCAUUUCCCUGUGGAUGGAGCUUUGUUGAUCUGAUAUUUUUGGGAAGUCAUAAAACUCAAGGAUAAUUUUGAAUUUUAAAGGCAUCCUGACUCACGCAUAUUUCAAAUGUGUUGGAUGCCUCGGGCACUCUGCCUGGUGUCUAACACCAAUCAAUGUCUUUUUGUGCAUGUCUAUGGACCUCCUAGUUCUAAUAUUUGCAAGCUGUCCUAAGUCACAACUAUAUAGUCACUUCUCUCAGUGCAACAAAUGAUACAUUACUGUAUGCUUACAUAAAGUGUAACUGAUGAGUUUAUAACAUUUCAGAGCUCAUUUGUGACAGAUGAUUAUCUCUAUGUAACAUAUAUGGACUGUCAGGACAGCUUUGGUGGUGCAUGACUGUGUAGGAUCAGCAAUUGAGGUGAUGAGGCAGGACUCCUGGAGCCCAGUGUGGCUGCACCGGCCGCGGUCCAACAUCAUGUGAGGUGAUGGGGUGCAGGAACAGUAAGGUCCUCCCUGAGCCUCCAGGGGAUGUUCAGUUGGACCUGGUCAAAAAGGUUGACCCUCUACAGCCCCCACAGACGGAUAUCUAUCAGCACUUUAUACGAGGAGAUGAGAAGACUGGAGGUACCGGUGGAGGGGAUAAGAUGGGGGCAGCCUCACCGCUCCAAGCCCAGGCUGCUAUUCCCAUGGCCUCAGCUCAGGCCCCUAAAGAGCCCACCGAACUGUCGGACCCCCAGCGCAAGAAGGUCGCCAAGUAUCGAGCCAAGUUUGACCCGCGGGUCACGGCCAAGUAUGACAUCAAGGCUUUGAUAGGACGAGGGAGUUUCAGCCGUGUUGUCCGAGUAGAACAUAAAAGUACACGGCAGCCUUAUGCCAUAAAGAUUAUAGAGACCAGAUACCGGGAGGGAAGGGAGGUCUGUGAGUCGGAGCUGUGCGUUCUGCGGCGCGUUCGUCAUACAAACAUAAUCCAGUUGAUGGAGGUGUUUGAGACGGCAGAGCGCGUGUACAUGGUCAUGGAACUGGCCACUGGAGGAGAGCUGUUUGACCGGAUUAUUGCCAGAGGAUCUUUCACUGAGCGGGACGCUACCAGAGUCCUACAGAUGGUCUUGGACGGCGUCAAAUACCUGCACACUUUGGGAAUUACUCACAGAGACCUGAAACCAGAGAACCUCCUCUACUACCACCCAGGGGCGGACUCCAAAAUCAUCAUCACUGACUUUGGUUUGGCCAACAGCCGCAAGAAAGGAGACGAGUGUCUGAUGAAGACAACGUGUGGUACACCAGAGUACAUCGCCCCGGAGAUCCUGGUGAGGAAGCCCUACACCAAUGCUGUGGACAUGUGGGCGCUUGGGGUCAUCUCCUACAUCCUGCUGAGUGGAACCAUGCCCUUUGAGGAUGACAACCGCAUGAGGCUCUACAGACAGAUUCUCAAGGGGAAAUACAGCUUCACAGGAGAGCCCUGGCCCAGUGUAUCAAACCUGGCCAAAGACUUUGUGGAGCGGAUCUUGACAGUGGACCCCUCCCAGCGCCUCACAGCGGGACAGGCCCUGAAGCACCCGUGGAUCGUGAGCAUGGCAGCCUCCUCUUCCAUGAAGAACCUGCAGCGCUGUAUCUCCCAGAACCUGCUGAAGAGAGCCUCCUCUCGCUGCCACAGCACCAAGUCCUCCCACUCCACACGCUCUAGCCGCUCCACAAAGUCCAACAAAGCCCGCCGCAUGAGGGAGAAGGAGCUCCGCGAGCUCAACCGACGCUACCAACAGCAGUACAACGGCUAGUACUGCAAAUACUCCUGUACAUGUGACCACUGAAUCAACUUUGUACAGUACAAACUGUGACUGUAAAUGUAUAAAGACUCAUCUCAUCCUCUGGUCCCUGUUCCUUUAAAGGGACUGUCACUCUUAGUCCUCUCUUUCCUGUUUGUACAUAUUUAUUUAUUAUUGCUUAUAGUCUUCAUUCAAACGGUCACUGGAUAAUGACCUUCACAAGGAUCUGUUGAACAGAGUUCUGUUAGUGACAUUUCCACAGUUAAGGGAAUACGCCCUUGCUUCUCUACCAUUCCUAAGGAAAGUGCUGUGAAUUGUUUAUGAUCUUUAAAUGUAGUCAGAUUGCAACCUGCCCUGAAAAUGAAAAUAUAUGUCCUAACUAACUGUAACUAAUAUAGCAUUCAGCAUAUCUGGUAUCUGGAGCUGUAUUUCUUUUUAAUGAUAGACUACACGUUUGCUUAUGAAGUGGUCCAUGGCAUAGUUGUCAGUAUUUUGUAAUAUGGCUGUGUGUACUGUAAGAGUAGCAUAACCUUUUAUUACAUUGAAAGUUAUUUUAGUUUUGUGAUUCUUCACAUUGGUGGAUUGAGGAUAGUCAUACUAGGCUGCAGGGUUAAUAGAAUGUGUCCAGGGGUAAUACCAGAAGCAGAAGUGCCAUGAACUUCAUAAUAUAAUAUCUAAUAAUAAUCAGUGCUUAAUAGUGAACUGUCUAAGGGAACCAAAGAAAGAAAGUAAAGCAAAAAUGCAGUAAAAGUAGCACUUAAAAAGUUAAUUAAGCUUUAAAUGAAAGAGGAAAAAAGUGUGUUCAUUAUUGACAUAUUGUCUCUUACAAUUACAUACACAAAGGACAAGCAAACAGUCAGUCUUAUAGGCAGCAGCUAUAGGCCUGACACAGGAACCCAGUUAGACAAUGGCCAGUUUGUCUGGCCACCUAAAGCCCCUAAAAGAAAUAAAGAAACAAUACAUGUUGUCCGCAUGAUUACGGAUUUGUAUUCAAACAUUAUUGCAAUUUCUGUUCUACUUCUACUUGUCCUAUCUACUGUAGAUCUAGGGCUGCACCACAUGACUGAAAACACAUAAUACAGAUGUUUUUCAUCUGAGAAAGCACUUCAUUAUAUUGAACGUUUUGAUACCAUUUGUGUAUUUUUCUUUGUUAUUCUGUGUAUGUCCUUUUGGAUGUCUUCCAGUUUAUUACUUGUUCUUUCUCAGACUAAAUGUGUUACUGAAACCAACCGAGCCAUGACAGCUGACCUCUCAACACAUUGUACUUGUAUCAGUAGAACUGUACUGCUUCUAGACGGGUGGUGUUUCACUUUUCUCCGAAUUGAAUUUACCAAAAACAUGUCAGUCUUUGUAAUGUAAUCGCUAUAAUUUCCUAAUUAAAUCUAUUUAAAAUAUGUUUUACUAAAAUGCAAUGAAAAGCAAAUGUUUUUUCCCACACUGUAACUGUAAGGCCAUGCUUAACUGUUCUAAAAAACUGAUUUAAUCAUAUACCCUGCCAAGUAAAUUUUACAAGCAACAUCAAAUCAGCUGUGGAGCACAAUUUUUUUUUUUUUUUGGUUUAUGUAAACUAUUUUGUUUUUGUAUGUUAUUUUUAUAUGAAUGAAGUCAUUUGAAAUGAAGUAGCAAAAUUG